Molecule: messenger RNA, 1166 nt
Organism: Lotus japonicus
Lineage: Eukaryota; Viridiplantae; Streptophyta; Magnoliopsida; Fabales; Fabaceae
Product: cytochrome b5 domain-containing protein RLF-like
Exons: 6
Coding region: 241-948 (235 amino acids)
Molecular function (GO): heme binding
Source: RefSeq, a predicted model, not a curated record
GUCCAUGUUAAUAUUUUACCCAUGAAAACUUCUAUCCUCCGUGGUUAGGCUCAAACCGUGUUUUGCAAGAGCAUCAACAAUCGCACCCCAAGUUCGGGAACUAGAUACAACAAACGCAUACACAUUCCCUCAAAUCAAUAAAAAGAAAACUGCCCCAAUUCCAUUGCUUCUUCUCUUCUCCGUCCAAAUUAUCAUUUAAUUGCAGCAAAUUCAUAUCAGAAUCUCUGGUUGUAGUCUGAAAUGGACACUGGUGAUGAUUUCACAUUUUGUCAGGUAAGUUCACAUGUGGAUGGGGAUGGUUCUGAAACAAACAAGCUUGUUUCAAAUAUUGCUGAUAUUUCCAUUAAAGAAGAAUCCUCAAAUACAAGUAGUAGUAGUAGUAGUAGUAGUAAUACAAGUAACACUGGUUUAUUGUGGAAGGAUGGUUUGCCAAAUGAUUCGAACUCUAGAAAGGAGGGUACAAUUGGUUCUUUGUCUUUCAGUGUAGUUAACACAGCUUCAAAUCAGCCGAGUGAAUUGUCUUCGAAAUUGGUACCGAGCAAUGCUGAGAAUUCGCCGCCUCAGGAGUCACCGGAACAGAUGAUUUCUGCUAAAAAGCCGAUUGUCCGGACCAAAGUUCCUUUUGAAAAAGGAUACAGUCAAAUGGACUGGCUCAAGCUCACCCGAACACAUCCUGACCUUGCAGGUUUAAAAGGACAGUCUAACAGGAGACUUAUUUCUAAGGAUGAUGUUAAAAAACACCAAACCGAGGGCCACAUGUGGACUGUAUUAAAAGGCCGUGUUUACAAUAUAUCUCCAUAUAUGAAGUUUCACCCUGGAGGUGUUGAUAUGUUAAUGAAGGCAGUGGGAAAAGAUUGCACAUCUCUAUUCAAUAAAUACCAUGCAUGGGUUAAUGCUGAAUUCUUAUUGGAGAAAUGCCUUGUGGGCAUCUUAGAUGAAGGUCAAUGAAGAAAGAUCAGUUUUAUUGUAAUAGUGAAUAAUCACAUGAAGCUAGCCUUGGUUCUGAGUCUGUUAUACCUCUUCCUGGUCCCUCUUCUAUUUACGGCCAGGGACCAUUUGCCAUACAGUUUAUGGUUCAAUACAGUUAUUUUGUCCCCCAUGUUCAUGUACGGACAAAUUUGGGGUUUAAUUAAAAAUAAAUACAUGCAGAGGACUUCUUCCCUUAA